Molecule: messenger RNA, 747 nt
Organism: Gigantopelta aegis
Lineage: Eukaryota; Metazoa; Mollusca; Gastropoda; Neomphalida; Peltospiridae
Exons: 2
Coding region: 171-473 (100 amino acids)
Source: RefSeq, a predicted model, not a curated record
AUUUACAUAGCUUUACCAUUGACGUGUUCACGAAGAAUCCAAUAGGCUGUGUACGCGCCACCCCAGUCCAGUGUUACAACCGCACCGACCCAUUGGGGCGUGGUGAGACUGUACAGUUUAAAUGUCGUUCGCCCGUAACUGGUCGGUUCGUCCGUAUAAAGAAGUGGAGAAUGAGGAACAAGUAUGACACACCGAUACUUUGUGAAGUUAAGGUUAUUGGCACAAGGGCGACAGGUUGUGAUUUCUCUCGACUUUUUCACCGUGUACCAGAGACGCGACUGAACUCGAAAAAUGACGUCAUUUUCGGCGUUGUUGACGUCAUGAAUUGCGCAAGCAGAUGUGUCUACCGCGAUUGUUUGGCGUUCAACUACAACCAGAACAGCCAACAGUGUCAGCUCAUUUUAGCUCCGACGUUUGACGAUUCAACAACGAUGACGUCAUCGUGGGAUUACUACGGAGUGGAUCUUUGUUGAUCUGAUUAAUAUCUUAACUUAAGAACUGGAAGAAACACCGGACCAGCCUGUAUUGGGCAGUUCCUGGAUUUUGUAAAGAGGGAUCCUAAAAUUAUAAAAGAGGAAAUUUGUAUCUGCAAAUUAGUCAAGCUCCAGAACGGGACGAGAAUUCUAGGACAUUCGAUGGCAAUUUAAUUAAAAAGAUGCCUAGAGACGUUUUUUUCAUGGCAAUUUACUUUUAGUUUGCUACAUUUCUGCUUGAAACAUUUUGUAUGAUAAAAACUUGUUAAUUGUA